AUGGCGGGGCACGAGGCCGCGCGGGACGGCGCGGAGGACGAGGAGGCGCAGACCGAGCCCGUCAGCAACGGUGGCGGCCCCGAGGGCGGGCCGGGCGCGGGCCCGGGGCAGGAGCUGGUGGAGCUGCGGAUCAUCUGGAACAAGACCAAGUACGACGUGCGCUUCCCGCUGGACGGCUCGGGCGCGGCGCUCAAGCAGCAGAUCCAGGCGCUCACAGGCCUGCCGCCCGCCAUGCAGAAGGUCAUGUUCAAGGGGCUGGUGCCCGAGGACAAGACGUUGCGCGAGAUCAAGGUGACCAACGGUGCCAAGAUCAUGGUGGUAGGCUCCACUAUCAACGAUGUGCUGGCCGUCAACACGCCCAAGGAGGCUGCGCAGCCGGAGGUCAAAGCCGAGGAGAGCAAGAAGGAGCCACUCUGCCGGCAGAAGCAACACAGAAAAGUACUGGACAAAGGAAAACCUGAUGACGUGAUGCCUUCUGUUAAAGGUGUUCAGGAACGUCUUCCAACAGUGCCCUUAUCUGGCAUGUACAAUAAGUCAGGGGGAAAAGUGAGACUGACCUUUAAACUAGAGCAGGAUCAGCUAUGGAUUGGCACGAAAGAGAGAACAGAAAAAUUACCCAUGGGAUCUAUUAAAAAUGUGGUGAGUGAACCUAUUGAGGGACAUGAGGAUUAUCACAUGAUGGCAUUUCAGCUGGGCCCUACAGAAGCAUCUUACUACUGGGUCUAUUGGGUACCUACUCAAUAUGUUGAUGCAAUCAAAGACACGGUGCUGGGGAAAUGGCAGUAUUUUUGAAAGCACGCUCACCUCUGGCACAGGAGACUGACACAAACUAAGGACACUGCUGGGAGAGGCCUCCAACGUCCCUGGAUGUGAUAAUCCUGGAACUUAUUAAUAAAAUGUGAUCUAUCGAGGCAUUGACAGAAGCCAGAGGUGAUGUUCUUUCACCAUUAGUUUACUUUUAACUUAAAAAUUUCAGCAUCCCUUUUCUGCAGUCAGCUUCAACCGUAUUUAAAGGAAAUACAAUGGAAAUCAAUAAAUCUUAAUUCACAACAUAAUGUGUGUAAUACACUUAAAUCUGCUGAGAGUAGAUCUUCCAAUUUAGUUUUUGAAAGGAAAUAUUACAAUGUACCGUUGAGGAUUUUUUACAUGAUUUGAACAAAAACUAUUUUCAUAAUCUUUCAGUUACAAGCAUUAGACUCUACUUAUUUGGUUGUGACUGUUUGAGAAACAGGUUUUUGGGGUUUUUUGUUGUUUUGGUUUUUUUAAAUAAACUUUAACUAGUAUGCAAACUUGGGGUUUAGUAAGCCAUAUUCUGCUGGCCCUUUUAUUUCAGAUUUGCUUUUUUUGGUAGCAACAUUCUGAAGUUUUGGGUUUUUUUAAAACCCAAAGAUGCCCUGCUUCUGCUUCUCCACUAGCAGCUCUGGCUUUAUAUGUGCAGUGUUUGUAUAUGGGGAGCAGGAAGAUGCCACUGUGGACUUUCUAUAGCCAAGAUGGCCCAGUGCUGCUUAUUGUCCCAUUUCAUGCUGUUUUCAGCCAUUCUGUGUUGCCUGCGCACCCCUCUGCCCUUUUUCUGCCCCCUGCGGAGAGAUGCUGUUUUUAGGAGCAUCUCUGCCUUGUAUGUUGUUGUCCAGAAUCAUUUUGCAGCCAUGUUGUCAACACUAACCUAUGUGAAAAUAAAUCAGUUCACAACCAGCCAACCUGGAAUAUUACCUGCUAAACUUUUGGAGCCAGUGCACUGCAGUAAUGACCAAGAUAAUACUACUAAAGGAAGUGAACCAAAGGCAUCUUCCUAUUAGUUGUUGGGAUUAUGUGGCCAAGAUGCCACUUUUUCUAGAUGCAGCAUAAAUGGGUAGUCUUGUACAAUUUGGAUUUGCAGAGUACUAGAUCUUUAUAUCAGCAAUGCUUGUGAAGUGUGGGAUACAUGCCCAAAAACUGAUCCUUGUCUCUGAAGGGUAAAGAUGGUACGGUUACAUUUCAGCUGAUAUUUUAUCAAGUUUUCAGCAGAUUCCACUGGCUCUCUAACCUCUUUCUAUCUGAAAUAAUGUUCCUGGUCUAUGGCUUGUGACAUUUUGCCUGUCAGCUCUGCAGUUGAAGUGCCAUUUAUCUCAGGUUUUCUGAAUGGACCUUUCAGUCCUGAAAAAAGGUGCACGCACUUAAUAGACUGUAUUGCAUGGUAAGGCUGAAUUAAGUCUUGCUGUGCUUUAAACCUGCAUAGAACAGAUCACUAUUGUGGGUUUUUAUCUCCAGCUUUUUUUAAACACUGUAUACUUAAUAUUGUGUGUUAUAUGUAGCUCAAAGUUUGGUCAGAAACAUCCCUCUUUAUAAAAGUCUAAUUUAACUUGCUCUCUGUCUGUAUUUAAUUUUUUGACAUAUUUCUGUUGAAACUCAGCAGAUGCAAACUUCUAAAUGAGCAUUUUUUUACAUAUAUACUGGAGAAAGCGGUCAGUCAUGGGAUGAGUGUUUUUCUUAAAAGUGGCUGUUCAAAAUGUAUUUGGGUUAAGGUUCUUUACCUGCCUAUGUAGUUUUGGCAGCAACAUAAUGUGGUUCUGGUUUGUCUUUCCAGUUCAAAUCUCCAUGCAAUAUGAGUCUAUUUCAAAGGGGUUUCACAUCCCUACCUAUAACCUGGUGAUAUGCUUGUUGUUCUUGUAGCUUGAGCUGCUUUUAUUCUGUACGCAAACCAAGAGUGGCAGGUCUUACCAUGGAGUAUUUGCAGUAUAACGGGGAUUGUCCUGGCAUCAUACUGUGAUGUUUUCCUAGGACUAUGCUGCCAAAAGCUGUUAGCAAGUGCAGAAAUGCAAGUAGUGGAAUAGCUGUACCUUCUGUUUUUUGGGGGGCUGUCUGUAAAACUUCACUGCAAUCAUCACUCUAUUUUUCUAAUUGUUAACUUCAGGUUUAAGGCUAAAGCAUGGAUAUGAAGGAACGGGCACAGCUGAAUCUCCACUAGGCAAUGCUGUGUUACACACCCUUGCAAAAGGCAGUGACAUGGAACAUUUUCUGGUGCUUGGGUUCACCAUUAUUCUUGCCCAGUUUUAACUACUUCAGUUGCUGUUGACUUCUGUUCACCACUACGCUUACCUUGCAUUUGUCUAAAAAACCCAUUCAGUCUCCUUCUCCCUCCUGUUCUUUCACUUGCCUUCUACUUGAAAGGUCCACUGUGCUUUACCAUGCUACUGCAACUCUUCCCAUAUGUUCCAGGGAAUUCUACAUUCAGAUGCAAUCAUGUGGCUGAGCCCACUCUGCCGCCAGUGUUUGUCACUUAUUCUGGGGUAGGGUAUGUACCUGGCAACAUGGCUUCCAAGACUGUGAGGGCAUCUAGGGUCCAGUAUACAGUGUAGAAUUUAAUGUCCCUUUUGUGUUUCUUCCCUGAAGGCAAAAUAACUACAUUUGGUGCUACAUACAAUAGGCCUUGGAUAUUUCAAGGGACACUUAAAAGCCUGUGUUGCCAACCAGAUUGUGUACCCAUAUUUCCCACCACCUUAGAUUAUUACAAAUAAUGACAAAUUUGAAUUCAGACUUUCUUGUUCCUGUCCACAUGCUUCAUUGGCUUGUGACUUUCACCUGAUUUGAAAAAUAAAGCUCAGUUCAUCUUUAGGUCCUAGAUGCAGUGUUUAGGCUGGAGUACACCGGGACAAAUAUUGGUCUAGCAUGUUUUCAUUUGCUGUUCAGCGUUUUGUUAUGCAUAUCUUUUUUUGAGUUUUAUGAAAGUGUGUUCUUAAACUGGACCCAAAGCUCUAGCUUUACAGUUGACAGCAUCCCUUCAAGAUGGCUUCGUGUCUAUUUUUAGAAUGGCACGAAACUUUUUUACUUCUACUUUUAAGAAAGUCCUUAAAAUGACCCAUGCUCAUAAAAGCCUAGACAACACAAUAACACUGUUUGUCUAUACCACAGCUUGCAGAGUCCCAGAGCCAUUUACUGUCCUGCAGUUUUUACACUGAAUUUCCCUUUUGUAGCUAUGGGGAUUUCCAUGUUGGAUCCAGGAUAUCAAAUGGUCACGUGGGCAGUGAUGGAGUGAGGCUGUUUUGUGCAGUAAAUGUUUGAGUAAAGGACUAAUAAAAUCUUUAUUUAUUGGGUUGAAUAAGAUUGCUAAUAAGAUGGCUUGCAUUAUCCAUCCAGAGAGAUGUUACCAAAUCUUCAACAAGGCUCCCAAGAAAGGCAAAAGGUUGAGCCCAUUGAGUUAUAUACAUGGAUGCCUUUAUAGUGGGGAUCUGUUUUUUCCUAUUCACUGUGUAUGUCAUUCCUACAGUCUUAAUGGAUGGUGUCCUGCCAAAUUUAGUAGAGUAUGCUCUUUUCCCCCUUCCUGUGGGUUGCUGACUAGUAUCCAAAGUCUCUGGAAUGCAGGCAAGGACUUUCUGGUUUGUUGAUUUGUUUUGAAGGAAUAAAGAAAGCUUUUCCAUGCAUAUGGAUCCUAGAUUCUUCUGAUGUGCCAUCUAGUGCCUCCUUUCUAGUAGCUCUCCCAGGUGCCAAUACCUCCUCAAUGUCCACUACACCAGCUCCUCUGUGGAGGAGGAAUCCUGCUCUACUCCAUGAACCCCUUGCUGCUACUGGUGCUAACAGCCCCUGGUGCAGGAGCUGGCCACUCAUCUCUGUCACUUCCCUCAUCUUUCUUGGCCUGGCAUUUCUCUGUUUGUUCUAGAUCUCUGUCUUCAUAACCAUCUGUGCAUCCUGAGCAUUCAUAUUUUCCCAAUGCUUUCUUUUCCUCGUGAAUGUAAAGGCAUAGUCUUAAAUCUUCUCUGGGCUUGACCAUCAGCAGCACCAGCUCUCCUGCUCAGUCUUCCUUGUAGGAAAAACUUGUAUUACUGGCAUAUUUCCCAUGUGAAGCUGAACCUUAAAGUGAAUCAUGCAUUUUCUUAGCAACUGUAUAAAUGUCUUAGAGAGAUUUUAUUACUGGAAUAAAGAUUCUCUUGAUAAGAGUGAUCACACGAGCAGUAGGGCAAAGUCAUGGAGGGGAAAGGUAGUUUUGGGGAAAGGAUUAGGUGAGAACCUGAUGACACGCUGCAGCAGGGGUACAAUUGCAUUUACACAGAUUUGUAGCUAUCAUUUCAUGUUCUAAUGGCCAAAAAGAGAGAGUUCAUUUGCAAGGCCAUUAUAUCAGAAGUGCCAUAUUUUGCUGGGUUGUCCUUCCAAGUCCUUUCUUCCUUCCUUUUCUGGCUCCAGCAUUGCCCCAGAAUCCUUGGUGAUGCAGCUUCCGGGGCACUGGCAUGUUUUUCUCCAGAACACAUGCUCAGUCUCCCUGCUCCAUUUGCUUUGUGUGCCAGCUUAGUGGUGCAAAGUUUGUUUUUAAACUCUCCUGCCACUGCUUCCUGCUUGUUCUCUUGGGGUUACUCUCCUUCCCCAAGGAACCUGUUUUCAUUUGGAACAUUGUCCUCCAGCCUUUCACCUUCUCUUAUCAUUUGAUCUUUAUUUUGUUUUGAGGAUUAUUGUCCAAGUCACUUGAGGGGUGGGCUGGGAGACCUGUCAUCAAGCUACCUAGAACCAUGUAGUUAUUUUACCUUUCAGCAAAGUAUUUUCCUUAUGUGACUCAAAGCAAUUUAGUACAUCUUAUUCACACUUCAGUCUACUCAUCCAGUCAUUCAUUCUUUUAACAAGUCUUAGACCACCUGUAAGUUUUCACCACAGAAUUAUUUUAAUGGAACAUGUAAGUACCAUGUUUAUGGUAUUUUUAAAAAAUAAUCUAUUGCCUAUUUUGGGGGAGGGGGAGAUGACAAAUAUUUAGUCUUAGAUUUGCACUGCUGGAUUUUUUUAAGUGUAACCUUGACUGGUUAUCCUGUUGUUUUAUUCUGUAAGAUUAGUCUUACGAAUUAAAGUUUGAUAAUUAAG
Molecule: messenger RNA, 5817 nt
Organism: Gavialis gangeticus (Gharial)
Lineage: Eukaryota; Metazoa; Chordata; Crocodylia; Gavialidae
Gene: UBFD1
Product: ubiquitin family domain containing 1
Exons: 7
Coding region: 1-792 (263 amino acids)
Molecular function (GO): RNA binding; cadherin binding
Source: RefSeq, a predicted model, not a curated record